AUGUCGUACCCUACUCCCACCUCGCCGCGCAGGUCGCGACCCUAUAACGAUGAAAACUCAAGCUCGCCGUUGAUGAUUCGUACCCCCAACAAUCCAUUUCGAAGCCCGCUGACCGAUCUGUCAAGCCAAACUAGCCCAAACUUCUCCACACCCGGUGUCAGCCACUUUUCUCAGCCCCUGCUGUACACGUUCGUUUCCACGCCUGCCAUUGCUACCCCAAAACCUCGAAAAAAGCGUCGUGUUGCUCAAAAUGUCUCGCCGAACACUAGACGACGACUUACAGAAGAUUGGCAAGAGCGAAAUAGUGCUUCUGUGGAGAUGCAAAAAGAGGAAGAGGAUAGGGAUAAUCGGGCCAAAAAGACCCGAAUGCUUGACGAGGCAUUUAAAUCGAUACGAAAGGCGGGUUUCCCAACGUUUCGGCACUUCUUGGAGGACGCACUUACCGCUCACGACCCCUCUCAAGCAUCACAAAUAUCUCAACUUGUCAAAAACCACGGGCCCGCCUUGUUUUCUUUAGGUCGGAAAUUGCAGCCCGCCAUCGUCGAUGACUGGAUUAUUUCUUCACACCGAGAGCUUGUCAGCAUGCAGUGUAAGGCACUGGCAGAGCUAUUUCAGCCGCCGCAACUGUCCAGAGUCACGGAUACGCUUUCUCAUUUCUCAAUCAAGCAGUACCUUGCUGAUGCGGAACGUGUAGCACCUUUAAUAUGUGACAUUCUUCGACAAAUUGGCUACCCGAACGGCGCUCGAGAGUCAAAAUACAAGAACCGUGAACUGAUCAUUGCAACCGCUCUGUGUAUGCUUGCAAAGUCACGAAACGAGCAUGCUACAGAGUUUCAAACAACAAUGGGCAUGUACUUUCUAGCGUCUGGAACUCAAAGCUCUCUGUUUGCUGUUCUCAACCAUGCGGGCAUUUCAUUAUCGUAUACUCAGGUGAUUUUGAAGCUAAAGCAGCUAUCUCAAGAGCGGCUCAAGCUUGCACAGACUAUUGCUCGACUCCAAGCCUUUAUGCUUAUUUGGGACAAUUUGAACUUUAGAUUCAUUGUUGCUGAGCAGCGUCAUGAUGCAAAGUCGCAUUUUGACAGUGGAACAACUGCUACAAUGGUGCCAUUAUAUGGUUUUAAACACGGCGAGCUUUCUUAUUCUUUAAAGCCUCCCCGUUUGCGGCAUGUCUUAGAACUGGAUAUAAAAGCUGAAGACCUUUUACCGAGUGCCGAAGAAGCUCUUCGAGUUCAACAAGCGCAAAUCUGGCACAUUUCCGAUAUACUAUAUGAUGCGUUUCCAGAUCUACGAAAGCGUAUAGCUAAGACUAUUCCACCUUUUCCUUCCGUGCUGCAGAUUCCACUCCACAAAACUGAGCAAUAUCCGCUUCCAGCAAUGCAUAUCGAUGAAUCAAGCCUCGACGGCACACUACAAGUCUUUAACUCCAUUCUGAAGGACUCGCUAAAGCUGACCGAAGAGGAACUCAAAGCUCAUGGACUGAUCAUUUGCGCCGGAGAUCAGUUGUCGUUAUCACUUCUUGACAAGGUGUCUGCAAUCCGUCGAGAUGAUACAGACUUUAUGGAUAACAUUGGCAAAUAUACGCUAGGUCAAGACGGCCUUCUUCAUGUCAAGUUCUCGCACACGCGAAUGGUUGCUAAUGAGUACUGGGGUAAACCGAACUCAAAAUCACCGUGGUCGCUAUGGAGAAUCAACACGCUUCUAGGGCGCAAGCCUGUCUGCGCUGGAUGGACAGCAAAAUCUCCUGCUCCGUUUCGGCCUAUAUGGGAGCUUAUUUUGAAUCUCACGCUGCCGGCUCAUAUUCUUGAUGCGUUUCGCAUCUUUUGUUCUGAAGAAACUGUUGAAGCGUGGGUGAAAAAGGUUGAUCAUCAUGAUACAAUUGCUCUUGUUGCCCAAAAGAUACAUGACGAACUCUGUUCAGGCCACCGAGUGGCCCAGCUUCGUCAAGAGAGGGCUAUCAAACGUGACGUACCUCUUGAAAACAUUAUCUUGUUUAAUCGUGAUGCUUUGCACCUUCGACAACUCAAGUAUGCGAUCAAACAAGGUGAUGUGGGUGCCGUUUUGGACCUUAUUACUCAUUUAAUGCUCGCCUUUCGAGGAACGGGACAUACACCUAAAUAUGCUGAUGCAUUAUUUCACAUUGUCAUCAAUUUAAAGCGGAUGGAUCCAUUGCUUCGACGUGCCUGGCUGUUUAACUGGCUUGCAAAUCUGACCGGUAAACCCAAUGGUUUCAAAGAGAUGGAUCUUCUUCAAGAACAUUUAAAUUUUUGGCUAAAAGUAAUAUACAGUGCCAAGGGUGUUAACCGAACGUGGGCAUGGCUGAGCAUGGUCUCCGUAUGCAUAUUUGCGCUUCGAGACGUUAUUCGCAAUGUGCGCGAGGAGUUUUCAAUUCCAUUUAACAGCAUACGUCAUGCUAUGCCAUCAACAUCAACAGACGUAAACACAAUCCGCACCUAUCUUCAGGCCCAUCGACUUCAAGAAUUCUGUCCAGCUAGGGAAAACAAUGCCGCUGCAGUUGAAGCACGGGAUCUCAUGGUAAUAGGUGCUCAUUAUGCUAACAAACCAAGUGCGUUUCGCAAUUUCCGACAUACAAAGUUCAAAACAAAAAAUCAUGGUAAUGCUGGCGAGCCAGAUUGCGUAUCCGCUGAUGAAGCAGAAGAUGAAGAGGCCCAAUGUUUGGGUAAUAUUGACGUGGGAGAAGACCUUGAAACUGGGCUCGAAGACUUGCUUUUGGAUGAAGAAGAAUACCCAGAGGGUUUAGAUGCGGAAAAUGUUUUUGCUGCGGUUAAUGAGAUUAUAAAUGAAAUGCGUAGUUUAGAUUAA
Messenger RNA from Psilocybe cubensis, 2820 nucleotides. RefSeq lists its product as uncharacterized. The coding region runs from base 1 to 2820 and encodes 939 amino acids. NCBI's taxonomy places the organism in Eukaryota, Fungi, Basidiomycota, Agaricomycetes, Agaricales, Agrocybaceae. The record is from RefSeq and is a predicted model, not a curated record. The transcript is spliced from 5 exons.